This is a messenger RNA of Tachysurus fulvidraco (yellow catfish), 1761 nucleotides long. It is a transcript of the gene ucn3l, whose product is annotated as urocortin 3, like. The transcript is spliced from 2 exons. Lineage: Eukaryota; Metazoa; Chordata; Actinopteri; Siluriformes; Bagridae. Gene Ontology annotation, molecular function: corticotropin-releasing hormone receptor 2 binding; hormone activity. The record is from RefSeq and is a predicted model, not a curated record. Gene Ontology annotation, cellular component: extracellular region. The coding region runs from base 436 to 858 and encodes 140 amino acids. Gene Ontology annotation, biological process: adenylate cyclase-activating G protein-coupled receptor signaling pathway; digestion; hormone-mediated signaling pathway.
ACGCGCUAGAUGUAGUGAAUAACGAACCGAAGUCCAAACCGAAGAAAGAAAGUUUAUGAGCCGUGUACCUCCCCUGAACAUUUUGCUGAGUAUUUACACCAAUUUGAGACCUGUGACGUUAUUGCUGGUGUAAUUGGGCUGUGCUAAAUGACACACCCGGCGCAUGGACUCUCCGUCCACGCGCCAUCUGCUUUAGUUGGAGUUGAGGAAGCGCUGUGCGCAUUAGCCAAUGCAACUUUGUGCUGCACGCAACUCUGAGUGAGUGGCUUCGCGUACAUUCUUGGCACCUCUUACUUAGAUUAAUCGGGGAAUUUUUUGUUUUGUUUUUUUUUUUACUUCAACUAAUCAAAUUUUGGAGCAGUUUCCUAAUCCAGCGCAUCAGGUACCUUUGAUUUCCUAAUCCAGCGCAUCAGGUACCUACAUUGAGAGUAGAAGAUGCAGCCACUGAGGACUCUCCUCCUCGUCCUAGCCGUGCUCUGCACUCCGGUCUCCAGCCUGUGUUUGCGCGCGUACGACACCGACUCGGGCUUCCUCUGCGACGGCGUGCUUCUUUCCAGCGCGGACGCGGACGCGGAACGAGUCGUUGAGGCGCCGUACGACGGCGACGAGUCGUCCGAGGAGUCGCGAGAGCGGCGGACUUUACCCGGCUCCAGCUACAAGUUUCUGAGCCACACCUUGCUCAGGAGCAAGAUGUACGGUAACGGAGCAAGGAGUGACCGGCGCAGCAGGGUGACUCUAUCCCUGGACGUUCCCACCAACCUGAUGAAUGCGCUCUUCGACAUCGCCAGAGCCAAGAACCUGCGCGCCAAAGCUGCGCACAACGCGCGUCUCAUGGCGCAGAUCGGCAAGAGGAGGUGAACUUCCUGUGCGCUUCCUGGGUUUUCUUUGUUUUCUUUCCUUUUCUUUAACUUGUGUGUGUGUUAAUUAAUAUGCUUUGAUUGCCUCAAGCAUUAGCAAUAACAUAAAGCACAGAACGGACAGAACAGAGAUGUGUGUAUAUGUAUAUAUAAAAUUACUGACCUUCUGAAACGCUUAACGUGGCUUUCAUGAAUAAAUUAUUUUUUAAAAACAUGUCCAGAUUUGUGUAUGUGAUUUAUAUGUUACUCUUAAAUGCACGUCAUAUACAUGUUGACUUGGUAAAAAAAUAAAUUAAAGGGAAAAAUAAAAGUCAUUGCUCUGUACCUGAAUACAUUGGUGUAAAGUAUAGAUCAGUGACAUAAAGGACAAGUAAUAAACACUGAAGAUGUUUGCAAGAUCAGAUUUAUAAAUAAAACAAGACUCUUAAGAUUGAUGCAGAAUAAAAGCUGAUAUUUUUUUUAAGGAAAACAUGUUUUGUGAAGCUACAGAGCUGCAUUCUUAUUGCAGUUUAUGAGAGAGAGUGAAAAUUCUGCAUUCAAUAAAAUUCUGAUAUAAUGAGAGCAACAGAUUUGGAGAGUUCUGAUUAUAUUUCUGGUAUAACUUUUAACACAAUGUAUGAAAGCGUUAACGACUCAAAAUUACUUAAUUUAAUGUAAUAAUGUAAAUAAGGUUGCAUAUUAAAGGCGACGUAUUAAUCUGAUAUAUUAUAACAACAACAACAACAACAACAACAACAACAACAACAAAAAAUUCCUGGGAUUAUAUUAUAUAUAAUGCUGUCAAACACCUUAUGUAUAAAUCUGAGACGUCAUAUAGCUGUUGUUUCCAUAUAAAUAUUAAUCAAGGUUAAGCUUCAUUCACGUUCAGACUUUACAAAAGCAGCAUUUAUUUAUUUAUUUAUUU